AUGGUGAUCUGUCGCAGUAGCUGCUUGUUUCUCGGAAGGUUGCGCGUGCGGACGCUCAAAUUCGUGUGCACCUCCGAACUGGGUCACCUUCGUCUGCAGCUCCUAGAAAAAGUCGAUGACGAGUUGAGGAACGGCAACGAGAGGGGGGCACUCUCACUUGUGAAGGAUUUGGAGGGCAAGAGUGGGGGUCUACGGUGCUUCGGUGCCGCUCGGCAGGUUCGUAAGCGGUUUCCUGUCUUAUUCUUUGAUGUGCUGAACCCUUAACUCGCCAUUGUUUCCAUUGACUUUUUCCUGCCGGCAAUCUGGUUGGAAUCUCUGUCCUUCCUGCAUUUUUUUACUUUGCCUCUCUGUUUGGAGUUUCUUUGAAAUAAAAUCCAUUUUCCUUAUUGCCGAUGCUUCAUCGAAAUCCGAACGGACAAUGAAAUGAAUCGUCACCAUUCAACAAGACAUGGAACAUUCUCCGUCGUGCAAAUUUUUCUGUUCUCUCAUUUCCCUUUUGAGAAGUUUUCUGGCCACCAUUUGCUCUACAGAAGAUGACAAUUCGAUUCACAUCGGAAAUCUGGGUUACCGAUAAUCAAAUUGUUUGGGCGUUUGCUUGAGGCUCUGGGCACAUGAAGAACUCAUACCCACUUGCCCAGGUUUUGUAUCGGUCUUCAUGAAGAUAUCCUUCUUUCUCCUGGGCGGCCAUUGAGAUCAUGCUCCUGGCUUUACCUUGCUAAUGACUAUCUGGUCAAUGCAAAGACUUUCGCACCAAUUCUUUUUUCCAAUGGUUGUGAUUUAGCUAGACUUUGUGGAGUUGCCAAGGAACUGCUUAGUGAGAGCGGAGGCUAUUUUAUCUUGCUUGGUUGCGUAGGCGAUGGUUAUGGAACCUUGACUUACAUACAUAGAUGACAUCAGUGACAGCAUCAUCUCGAAAUCCAAGAAUUGGUCUUCAGAGAGAACGUUAAUUCAGGUUUCCUCAUUCAACUUCUCGGAGGACAGCUGCUUUGGUGAAUGAGAGAGAAGCCUGGAGAAAACAACACCUUUUUAUGUGAUAAGAUGGGGCUUAGAUCUUCCUUGAUAUGCUGUCGUCGUGGAGUUGACUCUUUGGUGAUGGCUGGAGUCUAAAUUGUUGUCGCCCUUUUGGUUUCCUCAUCUGCCCAUUUCAUCUUUGGAGACUUGUCAAAGUCUUUGAGGAAAUUUCAUUGGAUGUCUGAACCAAGCUGAUGAUAUUCUUUGACGCAGCUCCUGAUCUCAUGCCACUUUUAGAAAUUAUUUUGCACGAUAUUACAGAGAGUGAUAUCUGGCAUGUCUGCUGGUAGGGAAAACGCCAAAGCUAGGUAUCCUCAGGCUUGGGAUAACGAUCAUGAUGAUGUUAUCUUUAUGAUACAAGUGAGAUGCAGUCUUUUUCCCAGGGUUUUUUUAAAUAUUAGUUGUUUGUCUUUGUGGGUUUCUGCACAUGGUGUCGAGUCUUUUGGUGUUAACGGAUUACUCUGUCUCUCUCUUAACUAGGGCUUUGUCAGAUAUUUGAGGUAUCUCACCUAACCUGUGUAGGUAUCCAUGACUGUUUCUCCUCCAGAUGAUUUAAUAAAAUGGCAUCAUUCGCACCACUGUUUUAUAAAUGCCAUCGGAUUCAAUCUGUGACUGUUCAGUCAGUCCUGUGACACGAAACUUUGUCUUAUUUUCUUAUGCCUAUAUAUAAUAUUUUUUAAUUUAUUUUCAUAAAUAGUUUUUUGAUUGUGCCAUUUCUCAUUUAAGGAGUGGAGCACCAAUUUCCUCAUUUUUAAAAUGAUAUUGUCAUGCAGGUGCCUCAGAGACUCUACUCAUUGGACGAACUAAAACUGAAUGGAAUCGAUACAUCAUGUUUCCUCUCGCCAGUGGAUGCCACUUUGGAUUCAAUAGAGAGAAUUUUUCAGAUUUCUGCUGUCUUGGGAGGGAUCUCAGCUUGGUUUGCGUUUGAUCUGACCCAACUCCAACUUUUAUUUUUCUCGGUGGGAUUACUUUUUUUGUGGUCUUGGGACUUGGUAAGUCAUCUCUGAUAUCCUAUUUUAUUGAAAUUACUUUUCCAUACUUCUUGUGGGUUUUGCCCGAUUUGGUAUAUCAAAAAGUUUAUUUUAAUAUGUAGUUCAUGAGGUAAUAUCCACUUGCUUUACUCCUGACAGUCCAAGCUUAGGACAAGGGGGUAAUAGGGAAAAACAACAAUUUAUUGAUAAAUUCGCACAAUUUAUUAAACCUUACUCUUUCUGGGUUUUAGUCUAUUUGACGUGUCACAAAAUUGAUUUUAACAUGUUAAUUAAUCAAACCGGUAACCACUUGCUUUGCUUCUGACAGUCCAAGAUUAGAACAAGGGCACGAGAGAGAAAAAUAUGGUGCUGAUGAAAUAAUUCUUUCGAUUGAAAAUGAGAAGACUGUCCAUCCUCAGAUUCUUUCUCGCUGUUAAUUCUAGGUUUUGAGAUUUAACUCGAAACACAUCAUGCAUUGAACAGUCCCAUGCUUUUAAGGAGCCUGACGCUUCUAUGGCAAUUAAUGUUCGCCAGGGCCAUUCUCAAGCCUUGUUAAGAUGAUGGGCAAUCUCAGGGAGGGCUGGGAUUGCCAACCCUAGGCAUUACCCACUUAACUAUGCAAAGGAAGGAAAAAAAAAAAGGUGGAAGAAGCUCUCGUCAUCUUCUGUCAUGAUGAAAUAUCUUUCUUCUUCAGGAAAAAAAUACAGAAUUUCCUUUUUGAACAAGAAAAAAUUAUCUCCUAUCCAUGAGGGGCUCGUCUGCUUGUUUCUUUGUUCUCACCUGCGCUUGCACUAAUUGAUGAACUGCUCUAGCAGUUCAUCAAAGUCUAAGUGACCUUAAAAUGUAUCUCCCCAUUUUCCUCAUGUUUUGUAAAAUUUCUCAGCCCUUUAAUAUUCAACCUGUUGUUCUUCACCCCCUCAGAGAGACUAAACACAACCGCACCCCAUCUAUUUAGUGUUGAGACCAAAUAUAUUCCGACUCCAUGUUGAUUUUUGUUACUUGUGAGGGGGCAUUUUUAAUAUGGCCCAGUCUUCCUUCUCCCCGUUAUUUUCUUUGUCCCAUAUCAGUGAUCUAGGUCUGGACGCCACUCUUUCAUGGGCAUAUUUUUCGUGGAAUUUUUAAGAAAUUAUUGUACCAGAAAUGACUGUAUGUACCUCAACUGCUCUGGCUUCAGGUUGCUUUUAAUGGGGGAGUGAAGAACUUGCUUCUUGAUACAAUCGGUCAUAACUUAAGCCGAAAAUAUCAUAACAGGGUCAUUCAGGUAAGACUGACUACCCGCUCAAAAGUUUUUCUAUGGGACGAUAUUGGUUCUUAAGGAGUCUGAGAAUCACUCCACUCCAUGUGCAGUGGAAAGCAUGAGAUCUGUAUUUUUUGGUUGAAUAUAUAUAUAUUUUUACUUAUAUGAAGUUAUUACUAAUAUGUAGAAAUCAUAUUCUUGGGAUUUUUAUAAUUUACAGAAAAUUGAUCCGAUUGGGAAUUUCUCUACAGCAUGAAGCUGGUCAUUUCCUAAUAGCCUAUUUGCUUGGAAUCCUUCCAAGGUCUUACACAUUGUCAAGUUUAGAAGCUUUGGUGAAGGAAGGGUCUCUCAAUGUACAGGCCGGGACUACUUUUGUCGAUUACGAGUUCCUUGAGGAGGUAUAUUUGAUCACUCCCCUGGCUAUCUCUCUCUCCCUCUCUCUCUCUCUCUCUCUCUCUCUCUCUCUCUCUCUCUCUCUCUCUCUCUCUCUCUCUCUCUCUCUCUCUCUCUCUCUCUCUCUCUCUCUCUAGUGAGUUCGCACGCACUCUUGGAUUGGCGGGUGUACAGAGGGCUGGAAAAAAAUCUCUCUCAUUCUCUCUAGUUGGGCAUAAUUGUUGUAAGCUUUCUAAUUUAUGUUUUUUUGUCAUGCAGGUCAAUUCUGGAAAAUUGUCUGCAUCAGUAAGCUCUCCUCUCUCUCUCUCUCUCUCACACACACACACACACACACACAAUAUACAUAUCUAUGUAUAUAUAUAGACCAUUCUCCCGAUUUGGUGCUUCUUGACUUGCCCAUUUAUAGAUGGAGGGAUGCCCUGAAUGGUGGGAUCUAAGCUACCUAUCUUAGGAACAUGGGAAUUAGAAUCUACAGGAUGCGCGCCAUUGACGGGUGAUGAUAUCUCCUGCUUCGCUGUCUUGUAGAUGCUGAACAGGUUCUCUUGCAUAGCGCUGGCAGGCGUCGCCACGGAGUUUCUCCUCUUCGGGCGGGCUGAGGGUGGACUUGCCGACAUCAAUAAGGUCAGGUCACUUUGAUUCAAAUCAACGCACUGCGUUGCAUGUGGACAGGUUCUCUUGCAUAGCGCUGUCUAUUCCCUGGAAAGAACCAGGCCCAUGCGUUGACCUUAAGAUCACAACAAUGCCCGCUGUGUAAUGUAACUCCACUCUCGUCUCUUCGGUUUCUCCUUUCAGUUGGAUGAACUACUCAAGGGGUUGGGGUUCACCCAGAAGAAGGCGGACUCCCAGGUCCGAUGGGCCGUGCUGAACACUGUGCUGAUCCUGCGCCGGCACGAGGCCGUCAGGUCGGCGCUGGCAGACGCCAUGUCUUCGGGCAAGCCCGUGGGCGCCUGCAUUGAGACCAUCGAGAGAGCCAUCGGCGAUUCGGAUGUCUGA
Molecule: messenger RNA, 4605 nt
Organism: Spirodela intermedia
Lineage: Eukaryota; Viridiplantae; Streptophyta; Magnoliopsida; Alismatales; Araceae
Source: the annotation of a GenBank genome assembly